Quercus lobata is the source of this 450-nucleotide messenger RNA. RefSeq lists its product as uncharacterized. The transcript has a single exon. The coding region runs from base 1 to 450 and encodes 149 amino acids. The record is from RefSeq and is a predicted model, not a curated record. NCBI's taxonomy places the organism in Eukaryota, Viridiplantae, Streptophyta, Magnoliopsida, Fagales, Fagaceae.
AUGGAAGGAGUGGAACCGCCUCACCCCGCAGCAGGGCUGCAUCAGGGUGAUGUUAGCCCGCAUCAGGCGGAGUCAAGGGGCUCUCAGCGCGGUGGUCCUCGAAAGAGUCCCGAGCGGAGGGAAGUCCAGGAGGGGAGCAUGCAUACCACUCAUACCACGAGAACCCGUACACGCGGGAAGAGUCACGUGUCCCAUGCGAAGUAUGAUGGGGACCUGCAACGUGAGAUUGCGGAUUUGAAGAGAGAGUUACGCCAUGUACGACGGGAGCGUUCACCACUUCGCUCCGAACCAUCAUCCGGGGAGUCGGAUGGGGCUAGCUACAGGCGGAGGUCGAGGACCCCGCAGAGUGAGACUUUCUCCUACGAGGAGGAGCGUCAUCAUAGGCGGAGGCGUAAAAGUCCUACAAGCAGGGGCUUGGGAAAUGAUGCGAUGAACAAAGCACUGAGCUAG